Aedes aegypti (yellow fever mosquito) is the source of this 3741-nucleotide messenger RNA. It is a transcript of the gene hzg, whose product is annotated as carboxy-terminal domain RNA polymerase II polypeptide A small phosphatase 1. The record is from RefSeq and is a predicted model, not a curated record. NCBI's taxonomy places the organism in Eukaryota, Metazoa, Arthropoda, Insecta, Diptera, Culicidae. Gene Ontology annotation, molecular function: RNA polymerase II CTD heptapeptide repeat phosphatase activity.
UGGUGACUGCGAGGGUGACGGUCGUUCGCUCGUUGCCAGUGUUGAUUGACAGAGGCCAUCUCUCGGUGAAGUGAGACGUGUUUUUUUGUGCUGUGUUGCUCAACCGACGAAGUAGGUACCUAAUUCUUUUUUUGCGUGAUUUUUUGGAAGCUCGUCGAAGGAAAGAAAUUUUUGCGCUGCACGGUUCGUGAUACGAUAGGAGUACGGUGCACUCGGUGGUGUAGAUUCUUAUUUUCUGGUGAUUUUUGUAACAGACGGAACCCGUAUUGACUCGGGGGUUGAAGUGUGUGCGGCAGCUUUAGGUCCCGUCCCAUGGUUUCAUGGCGAAUGUGAAUUUUUCUUGAAUUUGAAAUCUACCGCGACUCCGGGGUCCACACAAAAGUGCCGGUGUGUUCGUGAAGUGACGUGAUCCGUAAAUAUCGCGCACGGUGUUGUGUGUGUGCGUUGAAACGACGAACAACAGGCGAAAGAGGAAUAGAAGAAUAAUAUAUGUACACCGUCCGGAGUGUGGUAGAGUGCGAAAGGCUACUAUUAGGAGGAAAAAUAAGUCAAAGAAGUGGAAUUAAAAGUUUCUUCUCUGGUCGUGUUUGCGCGAUCGGCACAUUUUUGUGAUUGGAAUUUCGUAUUUAUCUCUCGCGAGUUCGCGGCGAGCAGUUCAUGUGAUUUCGAUUUUUCUUGUGCGUUUCGCAGCUGCAGUCCAGGCAGUUUGGGGGAAAGUUUUCCUUGCAACCAGCCGGUCAACACACAGAGUUUUGUGCGAAAAAGAAGAAAAUUGAAAUCGAUGAUAGCCACCAGAUCCAAUCGGAUGGAAAAUAGCGGGUCGCUUUGAAGCAGUCGGAGAGAAAGUGUAAAUAAGUACCGAGAAGAAGUACCCAGUGGAAAAUCUCUAAAGAAAACACAAACAAAAACACGUACGGAUUUGGAAGUGAAUUGGAGGCAUCACUCAGGGUCCAGCCGGAGCGCAACAGCCGAGUGUGCUGUUUCUAGGUUUUUAUUUUCCUGUCACGGGGAAGUUCCACAUCGGGUUCGGCAGUACCUUCGUCGGCGACAGCGGGCAACCAAACUUUUCCGGAGGGGAGCGUCCAAAAGCCAAUGAUUAAAUGGACGCAACAUCUAUCAUUACGCAAGUUUUCGCGCGAUGACGAGCAGCAACUGAAUAGUAGCUAUCCAGGCGAAAAAGGUAUGUGUCCAGAUUUACCGUGGAAAACUUUUGAUACGAACUGGAAGACAGUGAACAAUGUAGAUAGGCUAAAACCUCCCAGACGGGGCUUCUUCGAGACGAUAUUCUGCUGUUGGCGGAAUGCGCGAACGAAAACCAACCAAAAUGGGACCCCCAUCGAUGGUUCGAUCACGCCCCCGCCAAUCCAGGGCCAGCCUCGGUAUUUGCUGCCACAGGUCCGACACUCGGAUAUGCACCGGAAGUGCAUGGUGAUAGACUUAGACGAAACACUAGUGCAUAGCAGUUUUAAGCCAAUUCCAAACGCCGAUUUCAUAGUGCCAGUUGAGAUAGAUGGAACCGUGCACCAGGUGUACGUCCUGAAGCGACCGCACGUCGACGAGUUCCUGAAGAAGAUGGGCGAGCUGUACGAGUGUGUGCUGUUCACGGCGUCGCUGGCCAAGUACGCCGAUCCAGUGGCGGACCUGUUGGAUAAGUGGAACGUGUUUCGGGCGCGGUUAUUUCGUGAAUCGUGCGUCUAUCACAUGGGCAACUAUGUGAAGGAUCUGAACAAACUAGGGAGAGAUUUACAAAAGAUAGUUAUUGUUGAUAAUUCACCUGCUAGUUAUAUUUUCCAUCCGGACAAUGCUGUGCCAGUGAAAUCAUGGUUCGACGACACGAGCGAUUCGGAACUGUUAGAUUUAAUACCGUUGUUUGAGAAGCUAAGUAAGGUCGACUCUGUAUAUACCGUAUUAUGUAACUCCAGUUCGCAGUCGCAGCUGCAGUCGUCCCUGCAGCAGCUGCAGCACCAAUCCAGCCAGAACCAUCUGCAAUCGAGCCAACUGCAGCAGCAGCAACAGUCCAAUUCGACCGACGUCAACAACACGUAACAUUGGCAGCAAAUGUUCGUCAAAAUCGUUUGAUUACUUUAACGUGGAAAACGUGAAAAGCAGUUUUUAUCCGUUGUUUAAAUUUUUUUUUAUUUUAAAACAAGUUUUAAAUUAAAUCAAACUAAUUUAAAGUACAGUGCCGUUGAAACAAAAAGAUAGAUAUUUUGUUCGCGAGAAACAAAUUGAAGGCAAAGCGAUUUAUGUGCAACAAAUUACUUCGAAGCAUUAGGGGGGAUUUUUUACAAAAACAACAAAUUUGGAUGGGUUAGGCAAAGCUAAAUCAGGAAACAAAUUUAUUUAUGUACCACUCGAUAGAAGUAUAUAUAUGAGUACCUAAUGAAUGUAUGAUUUUGUGGCGAAAACAGAAAUUGGCUGCGCUUUUUCGGAGUUUGAGUUUUGAAGUAAUGAUGGGAUAACUACGCAGUUUGUUGCUUGGUUUCCGUAAUGCAGGUCUUCAUAUUCGAUGCAACUCUCGUUUUAGCAAACUUUGAAGUCGCCUUCACAAGUAACUAAAGUGUUAGUAUAGAGCUAACAUGCUCUAUGUAAGCCGUACAAUAGCCCUAUAUGCCAAUAAAGGCGAAUUAGCGACUCAAAGAUAUUGCUAAAAUAAGUUGCAACGGAAAUGUGGGCCCCAUAGUACACUGCCUCACGAAGAAGAUGAUAAAAAUGCCAUAGAGCACAUUGGAGCAAGCUGGGUUGGUUGGUGUUGGAUCGAACGGAGGCGGGGGAGGUUGAUAUCGACAUCAUCUGACGAAGAACGAUUGACGUUGCCGUCGACGCCGCGAGCAAUCAAACCAUGCAAGACAAAUAGAGGGAUCAGAUAGCGUGUAAGGGAACAAUGUAUAUCAUCGUACAUAUCACCACUUUGUAUACAGAGCCAUCCGUAGAAGAAGUACGACAGAUAGAAGUUUGAUGCUUCGUUUACAGAAGUGGCUAAAAUUUGUCAGGUUAGGGAAUGGGUUUCGAAGAAGGGAAGGUACUGAAGCGAAAUUUCUGCAGGUUGUGAGUGAGAAUUUGAAGAUUAGCGAAUGAUAAUGAAGGUUUGAUUAAUGAUUGUGGCGUGAAACGUUCUUUGUUGAAUGAUGUUCGAUAUGAAGACGAUUAGUAUAUCAUCGAACCCACGUGGAUAGUAUCGGUAAGCGGAUUUCUUGUGCCAAGCAGACUUGAAAGGACUAGAACUCGUUAAGGCAAUUACGCAGCUUGGUUGUGUAAAGAUGUCGUUCCUUAAUACCUGCUGUUAAUUUUUUCUUCAAGUUUGAACAUAUACAGUUACUGACUAUAUAUCAGCUUCCUUUUCAGUUGUGCACGAUAGCAUUCACUCCGACGCUUUAAAUCAUGACGCUACUGUCUUUCAAAAACGGAACACGUUGGAGCGUCAGCUCAAUCUUUUAAUGACAAUACAUAGGAUAACAUGCAGAGAAAUUUGCAAAGGUACAUUCGACCUUUUCACAUGUUAGUCUAGAAAUAAUUCACUUUACUUCACAAUUAGCAUCGUUGAUGUAAAACUCAUGUAUGCUUCCUCAUCAAGCGCUGCCUCUCUUUAUGUGACCAAGUACUUUGUGUUGGUUUCGUCCAACGGGUCAUUCGGGGAAAUGGCAUUUGGAGGAGUGAUCCGGUAUUCGGGUAAAUGAUAUUCUAGAAAGCGACAUUCGGGAAAAAGUAGCACACUUUUUAGAUACUUGAUCAUGAUUUUGA